AUGGCGGCGGCGGCUUCGGCCGCGCUGCCGCAGCUGCUCGGGCCCGGCCGGGCGGGCGGCGGGCGCUGCCUGCCCGUACCCGGCAUGGCCGCCAAGGGGGCCCGGCAGCGGCCGCGGGCGGGCGGUGGGGACGCGGCGGGGCGGCGGCCCGAGCCCACGGGCAGCGAGGAGGCGCGGAACGAAUCAUCCGGGAGCAAAGCAGGGCACGUCUGGGCCCCUGAAGGAUCAACAGCUUUCAAGUGUCUGAUCUCAGCCAGGUUCUGUGCAGCUCUGCUGAGCAACAUCUCGGAUUGUGACGAGACAUUUAACUACUGGGAGCCGACACACUACCUCAUUUAUGGGAAGGGGUUUCAGACCUGGGAGUACUCUCCUGCCUACGCCAUCCGCUCCUAUGCUUACCUGUGGCUCCAUGCCUUGCCAGCCUGGUUCCAUGCCAGGGUUCUGCAAACCAACAAGGUUCUCAUCUUCUAUUUCCUGCGAUGCUUCCUGGCCUUCCUGAGCUGCAUUUGUGAACUCUACUUCUACAAGGCUGUGUGCAAGAAGUUUGGGCUGCACGUGAGCAGGCUGAUGUUGGCCUUCCUGGUGCUCAGCACGGGCAUGUUCUGUGCUUCUGCAGCUUUCCUGCCCAGCAGUUUCUGCAUGUACACCACGGUGGUGGCCAUGACAGGCUGGUACAUGGACAGGACCUCGGUGGCAGUGCUGGGGGUGGCUGCUGGGGCCCUGCUGGGCUGGCCCUUCAGCGCAGCUCUGGGACUUCCUAUUGCCUUUGACCUGUUGAUCCUGAAGAAGAGGUGGAAAAGUUUCCUGAACUGGUGUGUGGUGUCCUUGAUCCUGUUUUUGGUGCCCUUGGUGCUGGUGGACAGCUAUUACUAUGGGAAGCUGGUGGUGGCACCUCUCAACAUCGUUUUGUACAAUGUCUUCACCCCUCAUGGGCCUGAUCUCUACGGUACAGAGCCCUGGUACUUCUAUUUCAUCAAUGGCUUUCUGAACUUCAAUGUGGUUUUUGUGCUGGCCCUGCUCGUGCUGCCUCUGACCUGUCUGAUGGAGUGUCUUCUGCAGAAAUUCCGUGUUCAGAAUCUGGGCCGUCCCUACUGGCUGACCCUGGCUCCCAUGUACAUCUGGAUCCUGAUUUUCUUCAGCCAGCCCCACAAAGAAGAGAGAUUUCUCUUCCCCAUCUACCCCCUCAUCUGCCUCUCUGGUGCUGUGGCUCUCUCUGCUCUUCAGAAAUGUUACCACUUCAUCUUCCAGCGCUACCGCCUGGAGCACUACACAGUGUCCUCCAACUGGCUGGCCCUGGGGACUGUCCUCCUCUUUGGCCUUUUGUCACUGUCACGCUCUGUUGCCUUAUUCAAAGGCUACCACGGGCCCCUGGACCUGUACCCUGAAUUCCACAGGAUUGCCACUGACCCCAGCAUCCACACGGUGCCAGAGGGGAGGCCAGUCCAUGUCUGUGUGGGAAAGGAGUGGCACAGGUUCCCCAGCAGCUUCCUCCUGCCAGACAACUGGCAGCUCCAGUUCAUCCUGUCAGAAUUCCGGGGCCAGUUGCCCAAACCCUUUGCCAAGGGGCCCUUGGCCACCAGGAUCAUUCCUGCAGACAUGAACGACCAGAACAAAGAGGAGCCAUCUCGAUAUAUGGACAUCUCCAAAUGCCACUACCUGGUGGACUUGGACACAGCAGCAGAGACCCCCAGGGAGCCCAGGUACUCCUCCAACAGGGAGGAGUGGGUGACCAUUGCCUACAAGCCAUUCCUUGAUGCUUCCAGGUCCUCGCGGCUGCUGCGCGCGUUCUACGUCCCGCUGCUGUCGGAGCAGCACACGCGCUACGCCAACUACAGCAUCCUGAAAGCCCGCAGGAGGCAGCCCAGGAGGAAACUGGGGGGCUAGGACACACCUGGGCCAGCCAAAAUCCCACCCAGAGCAGCUGCUGGCACUCCUGGAGAGCCCCCGAGGGAAGGAUGGGGCUGGGAGGGUUCCCUGAGCAGCCCUGGCAGCCUCCGCUCCUCCGCCUCGAGCCAGUGGAAAAUCCAGCAGCCACCUGUGGAUGGGGUGUCCCUGCUGCUCCCUGUGUCCCCUCCUACACCAGAGAAGAGAAAAAUGGAAAAUGAGAUGGGGUAUCCCUGCUGCUCCCUGUGUCCCCUCCUACACCAGAGAAGAGAAAAAUGGAAAAUGAAAUGGGUUAUCCCUGCUGCUCCCUGUGUCCCCUCCUACACCAGAGAAGAGUAAAAUGGAAAAUGAGAUGGGUUAUCCCUGCUGCUCCCUGUGUCCCCUCCUACACCAGAGAAGAGUAAAAUGGAAAAUGAGAUGGGUUAUCCCUGCUGCUCCCUGUGUCCCCUCCUACACCAGAGAAGAGUAAAAUGGAAAAUGAGAUGGGGUAUCCCUGCUGCUCCCUGUGUUCCCCUCUUACACCAGAGAAGAGAAAAAUGGAAAAUGAAAUGGGUUAUCCCUGCUGCUCCCUGAACCCCCCAUACACCAGAGAAGAGAAAAAUGGAAAAUAAAAUGGAAUAUAAGAUGGGGUAUCCCUGCUGCCCCCCAAACUUCCCUUACACGAGAGAAGAGUAAAAUGGAAAAUAAAAUGGAAAAUAAGAUGGGUUAUCCCUGCUGCUCCCUGUGUUCCCCUCUUACACCACAGAAGAGUAAAAUGGAAAAUGAAAUGGAAAAUGAGAUGGGGUAUCCCUGCUGCUCCCUGUGUUCCCCUCUUACACCAGAGAAGAGAAAAAUGGAAAAUAAAAUGGCCCUCUUACACCAGAGAAGAGAAAAAUGGAAAAUAAAAUGGCCCUCUUAUACCAGAGAAGAGAAAAAUGGAAAAUAAAAUGGCCCUCUUAUACCAGAGAAGAGAAAAAUGGAAAAUGAGAUGGGGUAUCCCUGCUGCCCCCCAAACUUUCCUUACACGAGAGAAGAGUAAAAUGGAAAAUAAAAUGGAAGAUAAGAUGGGGUACCCCUGCUGCUCCCCGUGUUCCCUCUUACACCAGAGAAGAGAAAAAUGGAAAAUAAAACAGGGGGUGGCACCUUGAGGUUCUACUCCGGGCUGCAAAUGUGGGAAAAUCCAGCUCAAAUUCUCUCUGUGUCUCCCCCACCUGCCCCUCUGCUCUCCUCACCUGCUGUGGCUUUCACCCAGGGAAUUUUUCUUUCAGGUAACAAAGUUUAGGAAUUUUCCAAAGGGAAAAGGAGGAAGAACACCUGACAGUGAACUGGAAUGCACUGGAUCUCCAGGAGUGAACCCUCGUGCACCACAGAGGAACAGCCAAAGCUGCUCUGUCCAGGAGACAUUGCCAGGGAAAAACCUCUGCUUUUGGGAAGAAAAAACCAAACUGGGACAAUUAUGUGUUUAAUGGGAUCAAUGUUUGUGUUAUCUGUGAAGCCAAGUGUGUGUUUGCUAUUUAUAAUGAUUUUUUUCAAGAUCCUUUGACUUCUGGACUUCAGCAUCUUAAAAAUUCUGGAAUCAUCCAGAGAGGAGAAGGAUGAAUCCUUUCUUUCUUAAUUUUUUUUUUGCAGUUCUGUUUCCCAGAAUAGCCAGGAUGUGUUACGUGGGUCCAACAUGCCUCAGAGCAGUGCUGUGCUUGUUAAAUUUCCAUUUUUAAAUGUGCAGCAUCACCA
This is a messenger RNA of Agelaius phoeniceus (red-winged blackbird), 3594 nucleotides long. The record is from RefSeq and is a predicted model, not a curated record. NCBI's taxonomy places the organism in Eukaryota, Metazoa, Chordata, Aves, Passeriformes, Icteridae.